Messenger RNA from Syngnathoides biaculeatus (alligator pipefish), 1679 nucleotides. It is a transcript of the gene nudcd2, whose product is annotated as NudC domain containing 2. Gene Ontology annotation, biological process: protein folding. The record is from RefSeq and is a predicted model, not a curated record. The transcript has 4 exons. Bases 142 to 615 code for a protein of 157 amino acids. NCBI's taxonomy places the organism in Eukaryota, Metazoa, Chordata, Actinopteri, Syngnathiformes, Syngnathidae. Gene Ontology annotation, cellular component: cytoplasm.
AGAAGAAGAGGUUCAGCGGAAAAGGUGGCAAAACAUUAAACACAAGUCAUUGAAGACUUUUUCUGGACAACUAAGAAUUAUUGUACUACACCGGGUGGGGUGGGGAACGUCAUUUACCCUGUAGCGCAUUAGUUGCUCGGCAUGUCGGUGCACUUCGACGAGAGGAGUGGGCUAGUGCCCUGUCAGACAAGCUGGGGCUCAUGGAGCCAAACCAUGGAGGAGGUGUUCAUCGAAGUCAACGUGCCCCCCGGGACCUCGGCCAAAGAUGUCAAGUGUCACUUGGGGGCAAGACAUCUCGAGCUCAACGUCCGAGGAGCAGAAAUAAUCCAAGGCACGUUGUUCGGCACAACUGUGUCUGAUGAGGCUACGUGGACACUUGAGGACAAAUGUCUCAUUCGAAUUGUGCUGAUGAAGACAAACAGAGAGGCGGGAAACUGUUGGUCGUCGCUGUUGGAGGGAGAGUAUUGUGCCAAUGCUUGGGUUCAGGACCAGAUGCAGAGAAAGCUUACACUUGAGAGGUUCCAGCGAGAGAAUCCUGGAUUUGACUUCAGUGGUGCAGAGAUUUCAGGAAAUUUUGCUGGAGGUGGUCCAGACUUUUCCAGUUUACAGAAGUGACCCACACAAAAACCCGUAUUGUGGAUGUCAGGUUGGCCGAAUGAACACUACUGCUGGAAUCGCAGCACACAGGACAUAUGGGUCUAAUCGUGUAAAAGACUUUCAGUGUGCAUACACUUGACUAUGACACCAGUCUUUUCCUGGUGGUUAACAAAUGAGUUGGGAGAACCUGUACUGGACCCAUUAAGAAACCAAAUGCUGCCAACCCACUGGAUGCAAAAGAUUGCUUCACCUCACCCCCUUCUCUUGAGUUUGUUCACUUUAACACAUUUGAAAGUGUGCACACACUUCAUCUGUAUUGUAAACCUGGCGAGGGGCAGGGGUUCCCCUCCACAGGCUGGCAACAUUACUACUUCUUGGACAAGUUCAGGUGUCCCAGAAUCGAGUUCUCAGGUGAAGGAGGCAAAUGAUCCGCCCUUCCCGUAUUCGCAUCUAUCCACAGAUACUGCAUGGACUAUGUAAUUAUACAACCUAACCCCCCCCCCCCAAAACACAUCCGGUGGCUGCAUACCAUAAGCAUUGUUCCCUUUUGACACACUGUUGCUUUUCAAACAAGGAUGGACUCAAAUUUUUUCAAUAAAGUUUUAUUGAAAGGUACAAGUCAAACAGUAGAUGGUGUAUUCAGUCUUUUUUUGUGGGAAUUUAAAGUGACACUUUUCAUACAACACCAACAAACAGAAAAGGAACUGCAAUGCGAAUUCCAGAUCAUAUUUCCACUUUUCAGACCAAAAGGUACCAUUGUCUUCCAAACUGAAAAUCAGGAAGAACAAGUGGCACUUCACACCGUGCCAGUUAAUCAAAAUGGUGAAAACGACUAAUCCGUAACCACUGAUUACCACUACGUCAACACCUUCAACUUGCUUUAUGAACAAAAAAAAAAAAAGAAUCACCUUGGGUAGGAGUGUGCAUUCAAGACAGUUAAGCAACCUAGGGUGGAAGUUAAGGAUUUUGGGCCCGAUUUCUUGGUUCCAUAUUUUUGUUUCUCAAAAUCCUUCUCCCUCCUCUUCCACAUGGUGGACUGAGGACCUAGGUGGUUCAAUACUUAUUAGCUUAAAAACAGGAAC